CUUACUGCGGCGGUUCGAUAAAUUGAUUCGUUGAAAUUAGCGCGAAAGCGUUUGCCGUUCGUUGGGAGUAGUUGCAUGCUGACGACGCGUUCACGCUAAAGGAGAGAAAUGUUCGACACCGAAGGCUUCAUUCGCGAAAUCGAGCAACACCCAGCAAUUUGGCGCCAAUAUUCUGGCGACAAUCGUGAGACAAAAAUCUGCGAAUGGCAACAAGUCGCCAGAUCGAUGUACCCAGAAUGGAACGACUGGUCACCACUUCGCCAAAACGAAGCAGGAAGAGAAUUGCAGAAAAAGUGGAAAAACAUCAAAGACAACUUCACAAAAGCCUUGAAAGACCAAAAGGCCCAAAGGGACAGCAGUGGGAAUGUCAAAAAACGUCGAAAAUAUAUUUAUUUCGAUCUACUGGCCUUUCUUCUAACAACCGACGUCAAAAAGGAAAAUAAUGAAGAACCCGAAGAACCAGAUGAGAUACCCUGCGACGCCCUCAUGGAAAUGCCAGUAGAAACCCAAUUAGACGAAAACGUUCAAUUUUUAGACCCCCAGAUGCCAAUAAUUCAUCGAGAGGCCGAUGAAAUCUCCUACAACCAAAACCACAACCUGAACCGAAGGCGAAAACGUAGGGUCCCUUAUAGGCCCUUGGAGGAACGCCUUAUAAAACUUUUAGACAAGAAACAGGAGGACACUGUUAAGAGUUCUGAGGACCUUUUGGACGAGGAUAAGGCUUUCUUUGUUUCGCUUUUACCAAGUGUUAAGAGGCUGAGUGAUGAACAGAGGAUGGAUUUCAGAUUGGACGUCCUAAAUUGUCUAAAACGUCUCCACUACCAAAAACCACACGAAAUGCAUAUUAAAGAUAGUGGUUCCAGUAGUAGAAAAAGGGGUUCCCAUUCCAACAGGAAUCAGGAACCUUCAAGUUCCAACAAUCAUGCCAAAACUGGCGAAGAUUAUUCGUGA
This is a messenger RNA of Ctenocephalides felis (cat flea), 951 nucleotides long. RefSeq lists its product as uncharacterized. The transcript has 5 exons. Gene Ontology annotation, molecular function: DNA binding. The record is from RefSeq and is a predicted model, not a curated record. Bases 109 to 951 code for a protein of 280 amino acids. Lineage: Eukaryota; Metazoa; Arthropoda; Insecta; Siphonaptera; Pulicidae.